AUGGUGCACAUUGCGACCGCCAGCAGAGACCUUGAUUUGGCCCAUCAGCGCCGCGGUUCUUCGACCUCAUUAUCCAGCGCCGAAACUCUGACCUCCUCCAGGGAGUUGACCUCAAGCUCGUGCAGCGAAGCUGGAGAAUCCGACAUCGAGCUCAGCGUUGACUCCGAAAUGACGCCCAACAUGAUCAUCCAUGCCAUCGUCAUUCCCAAUUAUAAAGAAGAAAACGACACGCUAAGGGAAACACUCGAGGUUUUGGCAUCGCACCCUCAAGCACGAGCCACCUACGAUGUCUACCUAGCCAUGGAACAGCGGGAAACCGAUGUGGAGAACAAAGCCAUGUUGCUCGUAAACGAGUUUAUGAGACGAUUUCGGUCCAUCAGCUUUACCGUGCACCCGUCAAACAUCCCGGGAGAAUUGGCUGGAAAAGGCAGCAACCUUGCGUGGGCAGCGAGACAGCUCAGCCAGAGAUAUACACCUGCUCAACGGAAAGAUGUAAUUGUGACUGGAAUCGAUGCCGACAGCCAUCUCUUGGCCAAUUAUUUCACGCUAGUCACUACAAUGCACGUGGCACAUCCCCAAACGGCGACGACCACCUUGUAUUCUGCGCCGAUUAUCUUCGACCGUAAUGCUCACAACGUGCCUGCUAUAGUCCGGGUUGCGGACAUCAUGUGGUCCGCCGCCGGUAUGUCGGGAUUACAUGAAGGGUCGUAUGUUGCGCCCCCUACAUCAGUGUACUCUCUGCCACUCGAAUUGGUCGACAGGGUUGGGGGUUGGGAUUGCGAUUCAGAGGCCAUUGGAGAGGACCUUCACAUGUAUUUGAAGUGCUUCUUCGCUCUCAACGGAAACCUUACCGUCCGAACGGUCUUGAGCCCCGUCAGCCAGACCAACGUUACCGGCGGCGGGCGCGACAAGGGCCUCAGAGGAAUCGGCAUGGACAUGAAGGCCCGGUAUAAACAAGCGCUACGUCACAUGUGGGGCGCUUUGGAUACGGGCUACGCAUUGAGGAAGAUGGCUGAGGUUUGGAGGGAAAGGAAGCACACAUCGCGCGCAUUCCGCCCGCUUCAUACUUCUCCAGACGGCUCCGAUGGCUACAUCCCCCAAGCCCAACUCGAUAUAUCCAACCGUACUGGCUUCUUCUCGGAUAUCGUCACCGAUACGUUAGAAGGGCCCGACUACACCCGUAUCUUUGUUUUGUUUCAUCGACUAUUCGAAGCCCAUUUCUUGCCGGUGCAGAUGACUAUCCUGGUGAUCGGCUCUACGCUGUACCUGUGGCUGGUAGACGGGGCGGCUGAUGCGCCUGGCAUAGGAUGGAUAUUUGGUGUUUGCAACGUCCUACGCACUCUUGGAUUCAUAGAGGUUGGCCUAUACCUCUUCCUCUACGAAAAGUUCCACAAGAUUUGCGUCGAAACUCGCGAGAAGGAGAUGAGCGACGCCGGCCUCACCAAGGGCAUGCAUUUCUCGCACCGAGCGCCCAAGAAGAACUGGAUCGAUUAUUUCAUGGUCCCACUAGUUGCAACGGCAUACGGCUCCAUUCCUUGCGCUCAAGCUCUGAUCUGGCACUUUUGGACGUUGGACCUGGUCUAUACCGUGAGCAAAAAGGUAACCCGACAGAGAGGGAAAUCAGUGUCAUCAACACCAGAAAAGAAGGUUGAGACAAUGGUAUGA
Molecule: messenger RNA, 1665 nt
Organism: Neurospora tetrasperma FGSC 2508
Lineage: Eukaryota; Fungi; Ascomycota; Sordariomycetes; Sordariales; Sordariaceae
Exons: 4
Coding region: 1-1665 (554 amino acids)
Source: RefSeq, a predicted model, not a curated record